Molecule: messenger RNA, 3833 nt
Organism: Dunckerocampus dactyliophorus (ringed pipefish)
Lineage: Eukaryota; Metazoa; Chordata; Actinopteri; Syngnathiformes; Syngnathidae
Gene: cpeb3
Product: cytoplasmic polyadenylation element binding protein 3
Exons: 11
Coding region: 712-2775 (687 amino acids)
Biological process (GO): negative regulation of cytoplasmic translation
Cellular component (GO): neuron projection; nucleus; cytoplasm
Molecular function (GO): ribosome binding; mRNA regulatory element binding translation repressor activity; translation factor activity, RNA binding
Source: RefSeq, a predicted model, not a curated record
CGGAUGACCUUGGGAAGCGCACCUCUUGGGGAGAAAACGCGGAUUAACUGCUGGCGGUGUGUGCGUGCAAUGCAGGCUGUUGGAAUUUAUUGUCAUCACACAGCUCAAAUAAUUGUUCAAUUUCAAAGUCCGGUAAACUGCCUCUGUUGUGCUCGGUUGCUGCUUAUGCAAGCGAAUAGCCUUGUCGGUGUUUUAAAUGCUUUUCAUUUGAUUCUUUUGUUAACGCUGCACGAUUUAACGUUUACUCUUGCCUUUUUUCUGAUGUGGUUUAUGACGUUUCUUGGUUUAAGAUGCAUUGCUGGAUUUGUUUUUGCUAGAUUUAGACUAGAUUAUAGUUGUUUAAUCCAAAUAAAUGCAAAUUGAUGUCCUGCACAUUUUAGCUUUGUCAUGUGUGAAAUGAAAUGUUUGCCAGUAAAAUGUAAAGUGUCGUAUUACAGAAUAUUAGAUUUAAAAAAGCAGCUUGUCAUGGCUUCAUACUGUACCACUGCGGAGCCCGACCGGUGCGCUAUAGCCAAGUAAAAUCCCUUACGCAUUGGGAUCUGGCCUAUUUUUGUCCUUCUACAGUAUAUAAUCUGUUCUGAUAUUCUUGCAUGUGCAUUAAAAACAUUUUAGAUGCGUCACUGUUGUGUGCCAUUGCAGGCACGGAAUUGCUUGUUUAUGGGUCAAGGUGUCUUUUUACCUUUAUGGAAGGACAGCUGUAUUUACUGACGUAUGCAAAUAAGCACAUGCAGGGGAGGUCCUUUGCGCGCACACAAUUCAGUUUCCCAUUGCAGCUGUAGAGUUCCUGCGUGGAAGGGAAAACGCAACGUGGCGAAAUCGAGGGAAAAUCUCCACGCAUAUGCUACGGCUCCUCAAACCAUGCAGGAUGAUUUACUGAUGGACAAAAACACAGCCCAGGCUCAUCAUCAGCAAGACCCGACGCAGAUAGACCCUCCUCCAUCCGCCUCCACGCCGACCCCGUCAUCAGAGCCCUCGUCCUCUUCGUCGGGAUCGGACAGCCCGUCGACCGGUAGCAGCCAAGCGGCGUCCGCGCUGAGCAGCCGCACCACGGACGAAAUGUCGAUGGAGUCACCGAUCCUGCCGGGGUUGAACUUCCACCAGCAGCCACAGGAGACCGACGGUCCCCUUUCCUCCCCUCCCUCCUCCUUCGGAAGCACUUGGUCCACGGGAAGCACCAACGCCGUGGACGAUGUUUUUUUCCAAGGAAUACCCUCUGUGAACGGGACGAUGCUUUUCCAGAACUUCCCCCACCACGUCAACACGGUCUUCGGAGGCAAUUUCUCCUCGCAAGUCGGCCUCGCCCCCUCUUCUCAACAACCGGCGCAGCAGCCCCAGCAGAGAAGAUCCCCCCUCAGCCCCAGCCAAGGCCCCUUCCCCCAGAGAAACGCUUAUCAGACCGUCAUGAACGCCGCUAAGGGGCCGUCUGCGUCGGCAUCGUCGCCGGCUUGGAAUAAUCACCAGAACGCGGCAUGGAGCACUGGCUCCAACCCGUGGAGCGUGCUACAAGCAGGCAGGGACCCACGCAGAGCGGUGGGAGUCGGUGUCGGAGUUCCAUCUCCCAUGAACCCCAUUUCACCGAUGAAAAAGCCCUACGGCAGCAAUGUUAUUGCUCCCCCGAAAUUCCCAAGACCUGGCCCCCUUACCUCUAAGACCUGGAAUGAGGACGGUGCCUUCAGGACUGACAACAGCAACAUACUGCCUUUCCAGGACCGGAAUCGGCCCUUUGAUGCUUUUAGCUUGCACUCUUUGGAGAAUUCCUUAAUGGAUAUGAUGAGGACUGACCACGACAAAGGACGCAUGGGCAUUAACUUCCAUCAUCCUGGAGUAGACCACAUAAUGCCACUGAACACUCGGAGCUUUGGCCGCAGAAGAGGUCGUUCCUACCUUUUUCCAUUUGAAGAUGGUUUCCUCGACGAUGGCCAUGGUGACCCCUCCUUGACCCCAGGCUUGAACUCCCCAACGCGUUGUCAAAACGGAGAGAGGAUGGAGCGCUACUCCAGGAAGGUCUUUGUUGGCGGCCUGCCCCCUGAUAUAGACGAAGAUGAGAUCACCAACAGUUUCCGUCGCUAUGGACACCUGGUAGUCGACUGGCCCCACAAAGCCGAGAGCAAAUCCUACUUCCCGCCUAAAGGUUAUGCCUUCCUACUGUUCCAAGAAGAGACUUCUGUUCAAGCCUUGAUUGACGCCUGCAUCGAGGAGGACGGCAAGCUCUACCUGUGUGUGUCCAGUCCCACUAUCAAAGACAAGCCGGUCCAGAUCCGUCCAUGGAACCUGAGUGACAGUGAUUUUGUCAUGGAUGGUUCUCAGCCUUUGGACCCCCGUAAGACCAUCUUUGUAGGGGGGGUGCCACGGCCCUUGCGUGCAGUGGAGCUGGCUAUGAUCAUGGACCGUCUGUACGGGGGUGUUUGCUAUGCUGGCAUCGACACAGACCCGGAGCUCAAGUACCCAAAGGGAGCCGGUCGCGUUGCCUUCUCCAAUCAGCAGAGCUACAUUGCCGCCAUCAGCGCCCGCUUCGUUCAGCUGCAGCACAAUGACAUCGACAAAAGGGUGGAGGUGAAGCCGUACGUCCUUGAUGACCAGAUGUGUGACGAGUGCCAGGGGGCGCGCUGCGGGGGGAAGUUCGCCCCCUUCUUUUGUGCCAACGUGACGUGUCUGCAGUACUACUGCGAGUACUGCUGGGCCAGCAUUCACUCGCGAGCGGGCCGAGAGUUCCACAAGCCACUGGUGAAGGAGGGGGGCGACCGCCCUCGACACGUGUCCUUCCGCUGGAGCUGAGUAGUGGUGGGUGGGGGGUGGCGGUGGACCACCCAUCCCCAGCCGCACACAAAAAAAAAUAUCAUCCGUAUCAACCACAUGAUAUCACACCUCCUGUCCCCUUUGGGAAGUCAUAUUAGAGUUUGCACUUUGGUACACACGCACACACACAGGAUGUAACUUCACUUGACUACUUUCAGCUCACUCUUCUGACGACUGGGCGGCGAGGUCCUGCUGAGCCCCCACCCCUUCAUAAUAACAGAGGUGGGACCAUAUGAAUAUUUAAAAAAAAAAAAAAGGUGUCUAUUUUUGUUUUAUAUCUAAUACACAAGUAUAUGGAUGAUUUGAAUUUUAUGUUAAAAAAAGCAUGCACUUAUUUUGAAAAGCUAUAGAUAUACAUCCCCUAGAGACAAAAAAAAAAAUCACCAAAGGCAAUUUAGAAGAAACUAGGUGGAAUUCGAUGUAGCAUCGCUAAUCCUGGGGAAUGAAAAUAACACGCUUUAAUAUAUCUAUUUUUUAAUAUUAAUACCUCAUACACAAACGGAUUAGUCGAUUUCCUUUCUUUCAAUAAUAACCUUAUUUUUUUAAAUGUAAUGCUGCAAUAGCUUUGCUGCUAAUUUGACGGUAUGAUCCGAUACCACGAGUACUUUAUCGAGACAAAGAUGGCUGCCGCGGAAGCGCGUGUCUAUCGACUUUUAUUUCUCCCCGUCUCUGCACAACACGCUACAGAAUCACGGAGUGGCGGUGAACGCAUCGCUGCUGUCUGUUGGUGAGAGGGGGGCGUGGGCGAAGACAACUUGACAACUUUUAAGUACCACAAAUCCAUAUGUAGGAUAACCAUGACAAAUCGAAGUACUUACUUGCAGUGAUUGUUGAUAGAAUUGUGCAAUUUUUUUGAUACAGAGUAAGCCUCCAACGAGGCAGCGAUUCGCUUUGAUGUCCGAAGUAGACAGUCAUGUGAAGUAUCCCCACAAGGACAGGAUAUACUUGUCCACACAUAACGCUUGGCCCUCCAACGCACGCGAAACAAUCUGAAGAGAAGACAACUUUGGAUUUAAAAAAAAAAAAAGAAAGAAAAA